Molecule: messenger RNA, 1119 nt
Organism: Verticillium alfalfae VaMs.102
Lineage: Eukaryota; Fungi; Ascomycota; Sordariomycetes; Glomerellales; Plectosphaerellaceae
Exons: 3
Coding region: 1-1119 (372 amino acids)
Cellular component (GO): cytoplasm
Molecular function (GO): electron-transferring-flavoprotein dehydrogenase activity; flavin adenine dinucleotide binding
Source: RefSeq, a predicted model, not a curated record
AUGACGAAAAGCGUCGUUGUCGUUGGCGGCUCGUAUGCUGGCCUGCAGAUCGCUCAUAAGCUCUUGAAGCACACUCUCCCAUCGGAGAAGGACCUCAAAGUCAUCCUCGUCGCAAAGAGCGACCACCUGUACUGGAACUUGGCAUCUGUCCGCGCCAUCGUCCCCGGCGUCCUCAAGGACGAACAGGUCUUCCAGCCUAUCGAGCCCGGCUUCGCCAACUACCCGAGUGGAAGCUUCGAAUUUGUCCUGGGCGCUGCCUCCAAGCUCGACGCCGAUGCCAAGUCUCUUUCCGUCACCACGGCUUCUGGCGAACGCUCGAUCCCCUAUGAUUUCAUCGUCCUGACGACCGGCGCCCGCACAGCUUCCUCCGAGGUGCCAUGGAAGAGUAUCGGCACGUACGAGGAGGACCUCGAGGCCCUGCACUCCAUCGCCAAGAAGGUUGAGUCGGCAUCCCACAUCGUGAUCGCCGGCUCCGGCCCCACGGGCGUCGAGACCGCCGGCGAGCUGGGCUACGAAUACGGCAAGGACCGAGAGAUCAUCCUCGUCAGCGCCGACAAUCAACUUCUCGGCGGCGACUCGAUUGCCGCAGCGGCGGAGAAGGAACUGUUCAAACUGGGCGUCAAGAUCCGAAAGUGCGUUAAGGCGACCGGCUCCACCGCCACCCCGGACGGCAAGACGGAGGUGACGCUCUCGAAUGGGGAGAAGAUCAUCACGGACCUGUACCUCCCGACCACCGGUCUCAUCCCCAACUCCGAGUACAUCGAUGCCAAGCUGCUCAACGAGCACAAGUAUGUUGCAGUCGAUGAAUUCUUCCGCGCCAGGGGUUACGAGAACAUCUGGGCGUGCGGCGACUUAGUGUCGAGCCCCCGCGCUUCAUUCCCCAUUACGGAUAAACAGGCUGGUGGAGUCUGCAAGAACAUUGAAGCUGCGCUUAAGGGCAAGCCGCAGCAGGUCGUCAAGGGCAUGCCGAUUGACGUGCUCCUCUGUUCGACGGGGCGCGGCCGGGCCACGGGCCGCCUGGGCGUCGUGAAGCUACCAUCGCUGGCGGCUUGGGGCAUGAAGGGGCGAACGCUCGCGAUCGAGAUGCUGCCCAAGUACGCAAGCGGCUCGCAAUGGUAG